UACACCGAGAUUUUGCUUAUGAUCGAGCUAAAGUAGUCUGUGAACGCUUGAAAGAAACACUUAACAAACAAAAUUUUUCGGUACCGAUUCAAGCUUGUAUUGGCAAACAGGUGAUUGCUCGGGAAACUUUACCAGCUUUGAAAAAACAUGUCACUGGUAAUUUAUAUGGGGGUGAUCGAACUAGAAAAAUGAAAUUAUGA
Molecule: messenger RNA, 200 nt
Organism: Funneliformis geosporum
Lineage: Eukaryota; Fungi; Glomeromycota; Glomeromycetes; Glomerales; Glomeraceae
Source: the annotation of a GenBank genome assembly